CCUCAGAAAUCAAAUGCCCUUCUCAGCCACUCGCAAGGAGAGGGAUCCUUAUGAAGCAAGGCCCUUCCUUCACAGAGGUACGUGGCCUGCAAAGCCCUUGCAAAUGUGUUCAAAUGUGUGUUCUUUUCGCCCUGCAGGCCAAGGUCUUGCCAGUCCUUGGCAGCCAGACAUGCCUCCAAGCUCAGGCUGGCCCUCGACCGGAACCCCUCCAGCCGGCAAUCCCACGGGAAGGACCAGGUCGCGCAUAUGGAACCCAAGAGGGUUGGCACCAUCUUCCUCGUCUCCAUCUUAUCUUCACAACGACCCUACCAGGCAAACUUCCCUGAAGUGCCUCCCUGUGGUGGUGUGGGACUACAAUGGCCAUCAUCCUCCAGGCAGCAGCCUUCUGCGACGUGAUGCCCUGCAGAAGUACCAGCUUUAACUCCCCACAUGGAUAUCUAAGUGCAACCAUCGAUGAGGUGGAAACGGAUGUGGUGGAGAUUGAAGCGAAGCUGGACAAGCUGGUGAAACUAUGCAGCAACAUGAUCGAUGCCGGGAAGGCGUACAUCAUUACGAACAAACAGUUUGUCGGAGGAGUGCGGGACCUGUCGCAGCAAUGCAAGAAGGACGAAAUGAUCUCGGAAUGCUUGGAUAAGUUUGGAGACAGCCUGCAGGAGAUGGUCAAUUACCACAUGAUCCUUUUCGACCAAGCUCAGAGAUCCGUCCAGCAACAAUUGCACAAUUUUGUGAAAGAUGACGUCCGGAAAUUCAAGGAGACCAAGAAGCAAUUCGACAAGGUGCGGGAGGACAUGGAGAUCGCCUUGGUCAAGAACGCCCAAGCCCCACGGCACAAGCCGCACGAGGUGGAAGAGGCCACCGGCACCUUGACAAUCACCAGGAAGUGUUUCCGGCACUUAGCUCUGGACUACGUCUUACAGAUCAAUGUUCUCCAAGCCAAGAAGAAAUUUGAAGUUCUGGAUGCGAUGCUGUCCUUCAUGCAUGCCCAGUACACGUUUUUCCAGCAAGGGUACAGCCUCCUGCACGAACUGGACCCAUAUAUGAAGAAACUGGCUACCGAGCUGGACCAGCUGGUGAUCGACUCGGCCGUGGAGAAGAGGGAGAUGGAGCACAAACACGCCCUGAUUCAGCAGCGGACUCUCUUGCAGGACUUCUCCUACGAUGACUCCAAAGUGGAAUUCAACGUCGACGCGCCCAACGGCGUGGUGAUGGAAGGAUACCUCUUCAAGAGGGCAAGCAACGCGUUCAAGACUUGGAACCGGAGGUGGUUCUCCAUACAGAACAGCCAGUUGGUCUACCAGAAGAAGCUAAAGGACGUCCUCACCGUGGUGGUGGAAGACCUCCGGCUUUGUACUGUGAAGCCCUGCGAAGACAUAGAGAGGCGGUUCUGCUUUGAGGUUGUUUCCCCCACCAAGAGCUGCAUGUUGCAGGCAGAUUCCGAGAAGCUGCGCCAGGCGUGGAUCCAGGCGGUUCAGGCGAGCAUCGCCUCUGCCUAUCGAGAGAGCCCCGAUAACUGUUACACCGAACGACUGGACCGAACUGCCUCCCCUUCGACCAGCAGCAUCGACUCUGCAACAGACUCGCGGGACCGCAGUGCCAAAAGCGAGACGAUUUUGCAGCGGGUUCAAAGCAUUCCCGGCAAUGACCAGUGCUGUGACUGCGGGCAGGCAGAUCCCCGAUGGGCCAGCAUCAACCUCGGCAUCUUGCUAUGCAUUGAAUGUUCAGGGAUACACAGGAGCUUGGGGGUUCAUUGUUCCAAAGUGCGAUCCCUCACGCUGGAUUCCUGGGAGCCGGAAUUAUUGAAGCUGAUGUGUGAGUUGGGCAACGCCACCGUGAAUCAGAUCUACGAGGCCCAGUGUGAAGAGAUGGGCCUCAAGAAGCCCACGGCCAACAGCUCAAGGCAAGACAAAGAAGCGUGGAUCAAAGUCAAGUAUGUGGAGAAGCAAUUCUUGAAGAAGCUGGCCACCGGCGAGGCCCUGGCUGAGAACGAGCGGAAACCUCGCCGCUGGAGCGCCAAGAAGUGCCAGAGGCGCAACAGCUCCAGCAAAGCGCCCGCGGCACGGCGGAAGUACCGGCACGAGGCCGGAAGCGCAUCUCCAGCUGCACACUCCUCGGCGGCCACCCUCGAGAGGAAGUUUCGGCGGGAUUCUCUCUUUUGUCCUGACGAGCUGGACUCCCUUUUCUCAUACUUCGACACAGGAGCCGGAGCGGGACCACGCAGUGGCAACCACGUCUCGGGGCAGCACCCCCCGGCGGCCGGCCUGUGGACUGACAGCGCCAACGGUCCAGCUUCACGCAGUUCGCCGUUCCUCCUGGAUGGAGGUCUGAGUAGUGACAGUGGACUUGGCGGCAGCACCGACGGAAGCACCGACGUCCUGGUGUUCGGCUCCGUGGUGGACAGUGUCACAGAGGAAGAGUGCGAGAUUUCAGAAGAGUCGAGUGGAGAAGCCGAAAUCGAGCAGGAGGCCUCCGACGCAGAGGACUUGCGGGAGCUACACCCGGGCUUGCUCGCUUACAAGGCCUCACGGGCGCGGAACCUGCCCGUCAUGGCGGAAGCCUUGGCUCAUGGCGCGGACGUCAACUGGGUCAACGACGAGGACGAGAACAAAACCCCCCUGAUCCAGGCCGUGAUGGGGGGCUCCUUGAUAGCUUGUGAAUUCCUCCUCCAGAACGGAGCCGACGUUAACCAAAGAGAUAUCCGAGGGCGUGCACCGCUGCAUCUUGCUACAUAUUUGGGCCACACUGGUCAGGUCUGUUUAUUCCUGAAAAGAGGAGCCAACCAACACGCCGUGGAUGACGAUGGGCAAGACCCUCUCAGCAUCGCGGUCCAGGCGGCCAACGCCGACAUUGUUACCUUGCUGCGUCUGGCUCGGAUGAACGAAGAGAUGCGAGAAGCCGAGGGUCCGUUUGGUCACGCAGGAGAUGCCACCUACCUCGACAUCUUCAGAGAGUUUUCCCACAUGGCGUCGAACAAUCCAGAAAAACUCAGCCGCCGCAGUCUGCAUUUCAGCCACUCCUGCCGAUAGCCCUGGCGGGUGGCGUUCCCGUUUCUCUGGACGGUGGAAAACCCUUCCAGCUUCAACAGGACGACUGAACGGUGGGCCCCGCAGGACUGAGCUGACAGGUGGCUGUGAACGCCCUGCCCUCCAAGAUGGGAGAACACUGCAGAAUUGUCUCUAACCCUACCAUAGCGUUGGCACUGGGCCCGGCGGUCCCCAUCCCCUCCCAAGUUUCUGCGGAUGGGUGGCUGUUUCCCCUUACCCCCCGAUAUUUAAGCAGGAUAACAGCCUUGCAAACCUUCCUGUCAGAGUUAGGAGCCCUCAUAUCAUGGCUGGUGAUGUGAAGAAAGGAAGGAAUGCAAGGAAGAGGUGCCAAUGGAUGCAAGGGGGGGAGCAGCCAUUUUGAAGGGGGCUGCGAGGCCUGGCUCAAGACCUGUUCUCAAGAGCAGCAGGGGAAGACAGCUGGCCUCCAGGCCUCCCCGUGGGCUUCCAAGAGGCACUUGGUUGGCCCUGGUGGGCUACAUGGACCUUUGAUCUAAGCCAGCAGAGAAAAUGUGGCUUCUUGAGAGCG
Varanus komodoensis (Komodo dragon) is the source of this 3567-nucleotide messenger RNA. It is a transcript of the gene ACAP3, whose product is annotated as ArfGAP with coiled-coil, ankyrin repeat and PH domains 3. NCBI's taxonomy places the organism in Eukaryota, Metazoa, Chordata, Lepidosauria, Squamata, Varanidae. The record is from RefSeq and is a predicted model, not a curated record. Gene Ontology annotation, molecular function: GTPase activator activity; protein binding. The coding region runs from base 357 to 3023 and encodes 888 amino acids. Gene Ontology annotation, cellular component: cytoplasm. The transcript has 28 exons.